UUUUAUUCUUUUGAUCGCAAGUGUGAUUCGUAAGACUCCGAGAAAAACAUGAUCAAGGUUGUCAUUCUCAUUGGAGGUCCAAUGAAAGGAACAAGGUUCCGUCCACUUUCCUUGGAGUUACCUAAACCUUUAUUUCCCAUCGGAGGAUUCCCAGUUGUGUAUCACCAUAUAGAAGCUUGCAAAAAGAUUCCAGAUCUCAAGGAAAUUAUCUUAAUAGGAUUUUAUCAGUCAAGUGAAAGUUUGUCAAGAUUUAUUCAGAAUGCUCAACAAGAAUUUAAUAUUCCCAUCAGGUACCUUCAAGAAUUUCAGCCACUUGGCACAGCAGGAGGAAUCUAUCAUUUUAGAGAUCAGAUUGCUAUGGGUGAUCCUGAGGCCUUCCUUGUCCUGAAUGCAGACAUCAUUGGAGAUUACCCUCUCAUUGACUUUGUGGAAUUUCACAGGAAACAUUCAGGAGAACAUUCCAUUCUGGCAACAGAGGCUAACAAAAAGCAAGCCCACAACUUUGGCUGUUUGGUUCAAGACCCUGAGACACACAAGGUUUUGCAUUAUGUGGAAAAGCCAGAGACCUUUGUGAGUGAAAUAAUCAACUGUGGCAUUUACAUCUUCUCGCCAGCUGCUUUGUUUAAACUGAUGGGGGAAAUCAUUCAAAAAAAUUAUCAAAAGAUGAGUGAAGAACCAUUUCCUGGUAAUGUGGAGUCUGUCAGAAUGGGUGAGGAUGUUCUUGCUACAUUGGCCAGUGCAGGAUCACUGUACGCAUUCAAGUCAACUUCGUUCUGGUCAUCUAUCAAGAAUGCUGGGUCUGCAAUUUAUGCAAAUAGAAAUGUACUUGCUAUGUAUCACAAAACUCACCCAGAUCUUUUAGCUCAGAGUGGAAAAGGCCAACCACACAUUAGAGGUGAUGUAUACAUUCAUCCAAGUGCAGUUGUUCACCCAUCAGCUGUGCUUGGUCCUAAUGUGUCAGUAGGAAGCAAUGUUGUAAUAGGUGCUGGAGCACGAGUGAGAGAAACAAUUUUACUGGAUGGAGCUGAACUGAAGGAUCACUGCUGUAUUCUGUACAGUAUCAUUGGCUGGAAUUGUUCGAUAGGAAUGUGGUCACGUGUCGAGGGCAGUCGCUGCGAUCCAAACCCAAAUGAGGAAUUUUCAAGGCCUGAUGGGGAAUCCUUAUUCGGAGAGGAUGGCAAAUUGACUCCAUCAAUUACAAUUCUAGGUCGAAAUGUAACAAUACCAGGAGAAGUAAUAGUUCUUAACUCGAUUGUUUUGCCGCACAAAGAUCUUGGCCAAAGUUAUAAAAAUGAAAUAAUUUUGUAGUGACUGAGUUAAUGAGCAAACUCCUAUAUAAUUUUUAACAGUGAAGUAAAGUUAACUAAAGGAUAUGGUGUUGUCCGUACAAGUUUUUCAAUCGUAUAUUGACAGCAAGAUUAUCGUUUACACCAACCUUCGUGCAGGUGAAGUUUAUCCGCAAUAUAGCAUUGCUUUGUGAUGAAAACCCGAAAUUCGUUUCAUCAGUAGAUUCCCAGUGAGGAAAAGACGAGAAACGAACACCAAAGUAACUUAAAUAAAUACCUCCUACUUAAAAUUCUGAGCGUUUCAUACAUUUUAGCUGCGCGAGAUUUGUGCAAUUUAGUAUUAGUAACCUUGCGAGAGGGGAGUUGUUCUCACAGUAUUCGCAUGAUAAGACUUGUUAAACAAAUAAAUGUAUUUGUUGUGAUAAGUUGAUACUAUUUUAUUGAUUGAAAUUGUUAGUAUUUUUAAAUAAAAUUG
Molecule: messenger RNA, 1761 nt
Organism: Pocillopora verrucosa
Lineage: Eukaryota; Metazoa; Cnidaria; Anthozoa; Scleractinia; Pocilloporidae
Product: mannose-1-phosphate guanyltransferase alpha-like
Biological process (GO): biosynthetic process
Cellular component (GO): cytoplasm
Source: RefSeq, a predicted model, not a curated record